Messenger RNA from Phodopus roborovskii (desert hamster), 1789 nucleotides. RefSeq names its product solute carrier family 16 member 5 (gene Slc16a5). The record is from RefSeq and is a predicted model, not a curated record. Gene Ontology annotation, molecular function: monocarboxylic acid transmembrane transporter activity. Lineage: Eukaryota; Metazoa; Chordata; Mammalia; Rodentia; Cricetidae. Bases 64 to 1467 code for a protein of 467 amino acids. The transcript has 4 exons. Gene Ontology annotation, biological process: transmembrane transport; monocarboxylic acid transport.
CUCCAUCCCCUUUCCUCUCGUGCUGUGGCCACGAAGUGGCUGUCACAAGACCAGGAGCUGAGAAUGCCCCAGGCUCUGGAGCAAGCAGACGGCAGAUGGGCCUGGGUGGUCCUGCUGGCCUCCCUGGUGACCCAGGCCCUCACCGUGAGCUUCCCUUCCUGCAUCGGCGUCUUCUUCACUGAUCUGCAGCGUGACUUCCAGGCCACCAACAGUGAGACCUCAUGGUUUCCCUCUGUCAUGGGGGCCAUGCUCCAUGGUGGGGGACCCCUGUGCAGCGUCCUCAUAAAACAUUUUGGCUGCCGAGUGACCAUGAUGCUGGGUGGCAUGCUGUCCAGCCUGGGUAUGGUGGUCAGCUCCUUCUCUGCCUCACUCAGCCAGCUCUUCCUUACUGCAGGACUCAUCACGGGCCUGGGCAUGUGUUUCAGCUUCCAGUCAAGCAUCACGGUCCUGGGCUUCUAUUUUGUUCGCCGUCGACCACUAGCCAAUGCACUGGCCUCCAUAGGAAUCUCUAUAGGCGUCACUCUCUGGCCACUGCUGGCCCGGUAUCUUCUGGAAACCCUGGGCUGGAGAGGAGCCUUCCUCAUCUUCGGUGGGAUCUUUCUCCACUGUUGUGCAUGUGGAGCCCUCCUGAGGCCUGUUGCUACCAACGUGGUCCCUGAGCCCAAAGAAGAUCUCCUUCUACCUCCCAAGACACCUACACGCAGCUGCCUGGCGACAUGUGUCUCAACCAUCCAGUACCACCUGGCCUUUGACAUCCUUCGGCACAAUGUGGGCUUCUGCAUCUAUGUGACGGGUGUGGCGUGGAUGAUGCUGGGCUUCCCUCUGCCACAUAUCUUCCUGGUACCAUACGCCUUGCACCAAGGGGUGGAUGAGUACUGGGCAGCCAUGCUCAUGUCUGUCAUCGGCUUCUGCAACAUCUUCUUACGGCCGGUGGCAGGGCUGUUGGCGGGCAGGAAGAGCUUGGCAGCCUACCGGAUAUAUCUGUUUGCCACGGCAAUUCUUGUCAAUGGGCUCACCAAUCUAUUGUGCACGGUGUUAGCGGACUUCUCGGGGCUCUUGAGCUAUUGCUUGGUGUACAGCCUGUCCACAUGUGGUGUCGGGACCCUCCUCUUCCAGGUCCUCAUGGACAUUGUCCCGAUGGAUCGGUUCCCCAGUGCCCUGGGCCUCUUGACUGUCCUCUGUGGUGUGGUAUCUCUCAUCUCCCCUCCACUAGCUGGACUCCUGCUGGACAUGACCAACAACUUCAACUAUAUUUUCUAUGUGUCAAGCUUCUUGCUCAUCUCGGCCUCCCUCUUCAUAGGAGGGGGCUUCUAUGCUGUGCAUAAGAAGAAGCUGAAGCAAAAUGGACAAGCCAAGGUGGAAGAUGCCAUCUCAGAGACUACCCCGAUGCAGGGUCUUACCUCAGAAGACAAGGCCAGCACCAAGAAGCAACUAUGCACUGAAAACAUAUGUGUGACCACUGUCUGAACUCCAGAGGUCCCAUGUGACCUGCCUCCAAGCUGGGAAGUCCCCGAGGGACUGUCCUUCCAGAAAGCAGAGUGUAGAAAUGGGUCCUUGGGUCCCAAGAAGAUGGAUGUGAGCCCUGCUUGAAGCAGUCUUGGCUAGCUACCCUGCGCUGGCUUCUCCCAGCUGCUCCUACAACCCAACACACGGUGCAUCUUCCCACCCAACCUUCCCACGACGAUUGUCCUUCUUAGCCUCCAGACAAUUCUGAAAAUUUUCAAAGAUUCCAAGAACUUCCUCUUCUCUCUUUUCAAAUAAUCAGCCCUGGCCCCUUAGGUGAGGAGGG